UCGAAAACCCCUUCACACGAAAAGUUUUGGUAGAAGAACGCGUCCAGGGGGAAGGUGAAACGAAGGUUCAUAAGUCUUUGUUUCUGGUUCGACUCUGUUAGAAGUCAUUCAUUUCUUGAUUCCUCUGUUUUGCGUUGUAUCCGAUUAUGGUGAAAGCAGCGAGCGAGAAUGGCUCUUGUUCCGUGGCACCUUUCUUGACCAAAUGUUACGAUAUGGUUGAAGAUCCUUCCACCGACUCCAUCAUCUUUUGGUCUCAAUCCGAUAACAGUUUCAUCAUCGAUAACGUCUCUCAAUUCUCUCUCACUCUUCUUCCUAAUUACUUCAAACACAACAAUUUCUCCAGCUUCGUCAGACAACUCAAUAUCUAUGGUUUCAGGAAAAUUGAUACGGAUAAUUGGGAAUUUGCCAAUGAAAACUUCAUUAGGGGUCAAAAGCAUUUGUUGAAGAAUAUACGUAGAAGGAAACAUCCACAUGUUACAGAUCAGCAAAAAGCAUUGCCGCAGAAAAACAAUUCUGAUGAACCGUCGCUAGAAGCAAUUAAUUCUAGCCUGUGGAAACAAGUCGAGAAUCUCAAAUCGGAUAGAAAAACCCUGACACAGGAGUUGGUUAAACAUAAGCAGCACCUUGAAUCCUCUGAGAGUAAGUUGCUUCUAUUGAGUGAUCGUCUGGAUGGAAUGGAGAAGCAUCAACAGCAGAUGCUAUCGUUCUUGGUCAUGGUCGUACAAUGCCCUGGAUUCCUGGCUCAGCUGCUUCACCCUAAGGAAAAUAACUGGCGUUUUGCAGAAGAAGGGAAUAUGUGGGACCACAGUAGCCAAGAUGACGAACCAGUUCCUUCAGAUGGAAUCAUUGUGAAGUAUAAGCCACCUGUAAGUGAAACACUAAAGCCUGUAGUUCCGCUAUCUUCUGCCUUUGAACCAGAACCUGAACUUUCUGCAGACGGGAUGAAAGACUUGUGCAUCAGUUCUGAGUUCUUGAAAUUGCUCUUAGAUGAAAAGUUAUCUCCAUUAGAUAACCAUUCUCCGUUUCUCGUACCGGAUUUACCUGAUGAUGGUUCGUGGGAAAAACUUUUUUUGGGCUGUCCUUUCCCCGAAAAUGUUGAAGAUACUGAUCAUGAAAAUGAGAGGCACAAUGUUAGUGAAAUGGAGAUGGAACCUAUCACGGAAACUCCAAAUGAAAGAUCUGCUUUUGAAGCAAUGAUUGUAGAAAUGGAGAAAACUCAAGCAUGAGUGUGAAUUAUAUGCUGCUGAGGGAGGAUAUUGGGUCGGUCACAGGGUUUGGAUUCUCAAACUGAGAAAAUUGAACUUCAGCUUUAAAAAGUAGCAAAAUUUAGAGAGAGAAGGAAGCAAUUUUCCUUGCGGCUAAGUCAUAGCGUUAUCAAGUCACCUUUUAACUAUUUUUUCUUCCAUCUUCCUCCAGCAGUUGUUUGAUCCUCAUCUCGAUUCAGUAAGUUGAAGAGAAGCGGUGGUGCUUGCAACGGUUCUGUCAUCGGCAAUUGUGUUGGUUUGACGAGCAGGGAGGUUGAGAAGCGUAGGACAAGGAAUUUUAGAGAGACGCAAUCGGAGGUUGGAGAGUAUGAUUUAUCAUUGGGAAGAAGAUCAUGUGAUACUGAUCCUAGGUUAUCUGUGGAUGAUUUGAGGUUUUCAUUCGAUGCACCUCAGGCUUCUUGGGAUGGUUAUUUGAUUGGAAAAGCGUGUCCGAGGUUUUCCCCUAUGGUUGCUAUUAAUGGUGAUAGGGUUUUGGUUGAGGAAGAAGAAGAAGGACAAGAAGAGGUGGUGAAUUUGGAAAGUGGUGGUGGUGGAGAGCAUUAUCCUGGUGGUUCAGAUCAGACCAAGCAUUAUUAUUCGGAUCGGAGAAGGAGAAGUUCUGAUAGGUCAAAUUGUCGUAGGAAUUCAAUGGUGAUUGGAGAUGUUGAUCAAUUGAGAGUGAUAUCUAAUGCCAAGGUUUCACCGGCCACAACCGAGUUAUUCUAUGGUGCAAAAGUCUUGAUCACUGAGGAAAGAUUUGAGGGGUGCUAAUCUGAAUCCUAAGAACAAUGGUAUUGUUCAUUCUGAUUGUACUACAGGGUCUUCUUCUAAGGAGGCUUGUGAUGUUGAAAUUGGAGUUGAUCAAAAGGGGCCGAACAAGUUUCACAAAUGGGGCAUGUUGUGGAAUAAAUUGGGAUUAAUACAGAGGAGAAAGGAAGAUAAGUUGGGAGAGGUAGAAUGUGUUUCUGGUAAUGCUGUUAAUAAGCCGAUUGCCGAGUCUUGGCAGAAGCUUAGGAGGGUUGUUAAUGGACAAGGGAGUGAAUCGGUCCUGAAACCAAAGGCAAUGUUUUGAAUGGAAGACAAGAGCUUACGCUUCAAAGGAAUCGAAGUGUUAGGUAUUCGUCGAGUAAUGUUGACAUCGGUCUAUUAAGAUUCUAUUUGACACCAUUGAAAAGCCAUCGGCGAAGCAGGUCAGGAAAGAGUAGCAGGAUUUGAAUCCAUCAGCUAGAAGUUUCUUGUAAAGCUGUAACUUUUGGUAGGAAAAAUUAUAUAUAGUGUUGUUGUUUCUCUCCAUUAGAUAAAGUUCUUCACCCUGUUAAAUUUUGGUUGCAAUUGUUCACACUAUAUGUUUGUAGCAGAAUAGAACAUUGAUACCACAAUAUUAUUGGCAUAAUAAAUUUCUGAUUUCAACAA
This is a messenger RNA of Lathyrus oleraceus (garden pea), 2657 nucleotides long. Its product is annotated as heat stress transcription factor A-8. Gene Ontology annotation, cellular component: nucleus. NCBI's taxonomy places the organism in Eukaryota, Viridiplantae, Streptophyta, Magnoliopsida, Fabales, Fabaceae. The record is from RefSeq and is a predicted model, not a curated record. Bases 147 to 1226 code for a protein of 359 amino acids. The transcript has 4 exons. Gene Ontology annotation, biological process: cellular response to heat; regulation of transcription by RNA polymerase II. Gene Ontology annotation, molecular function: RNA polymerase II cis-regulatory region sequence-specific DNA binding; DNA-binding transcription factor activity.